Messenger RNA from Zeugodacus cucurbitae (melon fly), 1591 nucleotides. RefSeq names its product actin, cytoplasmic A3a. The transcript is spliced from 2 exons. Gene Ontology annotation, biological process: mitotic cytokinesis. Lineage: Eukaryota; Metazoa; Arthropoda; Insecta; Diptera; Tephritidae. The record is from RefSeq and is a predicted model, not a curated record. Bases 248 to 1378 code for a protein of 376 amino acids.
CGCUACUCGUUUGGGUGUUCACUCGUUGAUAUGUAGAAAUUUUAACUGGCAUUUUUUGCUUAACGGCGUCCCAUUCGUUGUUGGACUGUCAAAGUGAUUAGUUGAACUUCUGUAUUCAAUAUUUAAGCUGAGAUUUUCUGGUUUGCCAAGUCAGCAUCUUUAAAUAGCCGUGAAAUUUUAAAACGCUUCUAGUGCGUCAAUUUACGAAUUUAGAUUUUAUUGUAAACCAAACUUCAAAGCAAACAAAAUGUGUGACGAAGAAGUUGCUGCCUUGGUUGUUGACAACGGUUCCGGUAUGUGCAAGGCCGGUUUCGCUGGUGAUGAUGCACCCCGCGCUGUCUUCCCUUCAAUUGUGGGUCGCCCACGUCAUCAAGGUGUGAUGGUUGGUAUGGGUCAAAAGGACUCGUACGUCGGUGACGAAGCACAGAGCAAACGUGGUAUCUUAACCCUGAAAUACCCCAUUGAACACGGUAUUGUAACCAAUUGGGAUGAUAUGGAAAAAAUCUGGCAUCACACCUUCUACAAUGAACUGCGUGUCGCUCCCGAGGAACACCCAGUCUUGUUGACUGAAGCCCCCUUGAAUCCAAAGGCUAACCGUGAGAAGAUGACACAGAUCAUGUUCGAAACAUUCAACACACCCGCCAUGUAUGUGGCCAUCCAGGCCGUACUUUCUCUGUACGCUUCUGGUCGUACCACUGGUAUUGUGCUGGAUUCUGGUGAUGGUGUCUCCCACACUGUUCCAAUCUAUGAAGGUUAUGCCCUGCCACACGCCAUCCUUCGUUUGGAUUUGGCUGGUCGCGAUUUAACCGACUACCUAAUGAAGAUCUUGACUGAACGUGGUUACUCAUUCACAACCACUGCCGAACGCGAAAUUGUUCGUGACAUUAAGGAGAAAUUGUGCUAUGUCGCACUCGACUUCGAACAAGAGAUGGCCACCGCUGCAUCCAGCUCGUCAUUGGAGAAAUCAUAUGAAUUGCCUGAUGGUCAAGUGAUCACCAUUGGUAAUGAACGUUUCCGCUGCCCAGAAGCUCUCUUCCAACCUUCCUUCUUGGGUAUGGAAGCCUCCGGCAUCCACGAAACCACAUACAACUCCAUCAUGAAGUGCGAUGUUGAUAUCCGUAAGGAUCUGUAUGCCAACACUGUGCUGUCUGGUGGUACCACCAUGUACCCAGGUAUUGCUGACCGUAUGCAGAAGGAAAUCACCGCUUUGGCUCCAUCAACAAUGAAGAUCAAGAUCAUUGCGCCACCAGAACGCAAAUACUCCGUAUGGAUCGGUGGUUCUAUCCUUGCUUCUUUGUCUACCUUCCAACAGAUGUGGAUCUCGAAACAGGAAUACGACGAAUCCGGCCCAUCCAUUGUGCACAGGAAAUGCUUCUAAACUGGUUAAUGGUAUUUUACAUAACAUAACCAAACAAAAUUCUAGAAUUUUAAAGCAUUUUUUUAAGUUUUCAUUCAAAUGUAUUAUUUUCUAAUUAUUUAAAAUGUUACAAAAACUUGAGAGGAAAGAAUAAGAUUGGCAAACUCUUCUUGUCAUCCAUUCGUCUACGCACGAGUGGGACAUGAGGGGGACAUUAUAACCAAAAAUCUAAAA